Molecule: messenger RNA, 1823 nt
Organism: Triticum dicoccoides
Lineage: Eukaryota; Viridiplantae; Streptophyta; Magnoliopsida; Poales; Poaceae
Product: probable glycosyltransferase 6
Exons: 1
Coding region: 252-1673 (473 amino acids)
Cellular component (GO): endosome; trans-Golgi network; membrane
Molecular function (GO): galactosyltransferase activity
Source: RefSeq, a predicted model, not a curated record
AUCGAUCCCCACGAGGCCAGAAUCCGCGGCCCCGCGCUCCCCUUCCGCCCUGCCACCGCCCGGUCCAAGUCCCAAACCCCAUCCCCCACGCUAUCACCUUUCCCGCCUGCUGUCACCCUCGUUUCCCGUCGGCUCACACUCCACACUCCUCACUCCUCACUGAGGCCAGGCCAGACCUUGCUUUUCCAGCUCUGCUUUCGGCCUUAAAGACACGCCACACCCGCGCGGCCCUCGAGGAACGGCGACGGACCAUGGCGUCGGAGACCGCACCGUUCUGCGUCACAGGGACGGCGGGCAAGGGCGGCGCGUCCGCGCCACGCCCGCACGGCCGCGUCGUGCUGGCCGCGCGCAUCCACGACACGCUCGUCUUCGCCGCGGGCGCCGUGGCGGCCGUGCUCGUGCUCCUCUGCUUCUCAUCCCUGCUCGCGCCCGCGCCCCUGCCCAACCUCGUCGCCGGCCCCUCCCUCCCCUUCCCCGCCUCCUUCCCGCAGCCGCAGCAGGAGAACGACGACGGCAACGAGGAAAGCCUGUACGCCCGGGUCGCCGCGGCGCCGCGCACGUUCUACGACGACGCGAAGCUGUCCUACGCCGUGGACGGCCGGCGGGUGACCGGCUGGGACGCGAAGCGCGCCGAGUGGCUGCGCCUGCACUACCCGCGCGGCCUCCGCGCGCGCCGCGGGCCUGGGGAGCGCGUCGUCAUGCUCUCGGGGUCCCAGUCCUACCCGUGCGCCGGCGACGGCGGCGACCACAUGCUGCUCCGCUUCCUCAAGAACAAGGUGGACUACUCCCGCCUCCACGGGAUGGAGCUGCUCUACAACACGGCGCUGCUGCAGCCCGACAUGGUGGCCUACUGGGCCAAGAUCCCCGUGGUGCGCGCCGCCAUGCUCGCCCACCCGGAGGCCGAGUGGGUCUGGUGGCUCGACGCCGACGCCGUCAUCACCGACAUGGACUUCUCGCCCCCGCUCGCCACCAGGUAUAAAGAUUACAACCUCGUCGUCCAUGGCUGGGACCGGGAGGUGUACGAGGCCAGGUCCUGGGUCGGCCUCAACGCCGGCGUCUUCCUCAUCCGCAACUGCCAGUGGUCGCUCGACUUCAUGGACGCCUGGGCCAGCAUGGGCCCGGCCUCGCCGCAGUACUCUCAAUGGGGCAAGACCCUCAAGGCCACGCUCAGCGACAAGCCCGACGCCGAGUCCGACGACCAAUCCGCGCUCGCCUACCUCCUCCUCAAGAACCGCAACAAGUGGGGCGCCAGGACGUACCUCGAGAACGAGUACUACUUCCAGGGAUACUGGGCGGAGAUCGUGGACAAGCUCGACGGCGUCGCGGCGCGGUACAGGGCGGCGGAGCGGCGGUUCGGGCCGGCCCUCCGGCGGCGGCACGCGGAGGGGGACCACGCGCUGUACGCGGCCGCCAGGAACGCCGCCCUGAGGAAGAAGUCCGGCGGCGUCCCGGGGCCCGACGGGGGCGGGCAGAAGGCGUCCGCCUGGCGCCGGCCCUUCGUGACGCACUUCACCGGCUGCAACCCCUGCGGCGGCAGGCCCAACGAGAUCUACUCCAACGAGAGCUGCGCCGAGGGGAUGCGCCGCGCGCUCAACCUCGCCGACGACCAGGUGCUCCGCGCCUACGGCUUCCGCCACGCCGGACCGCUCAAGGACGACGUGCGCCCGCUCUAGCCUUGUCAAACUGAGCGCGCAGUUUGUUAGACAGAAAAGUCGAAUCACCAUUUUGUACUGUUUUAUUAGUGAAAUGAAAGGAUGACAGUGUUGCUUGCUCGGCGUCCGUGUCACUGUCACUGGAUGUGGCGGUGCAUCAUUUUAGCUUCA